Molecule: messenger RNA, 4902 nt
Organism: Colletotrichum orchidophilum
Lineage: Eukaryota; Fungi; Ascomycota; Sordariomycetes; Glomerellales; Glomerellaceae
Product: ABC transporter
Exons: 1
Coding region: 1-4902 (1633 amino acids)
Biological process (GO): transmembrane transport; lipid transport
Cellular component (GO): membrane; intracellular membrane-bounded organelle
Molecular function (GO): lipid carrier activity; ABC-type transporter activity; ATP hydrolysis activity
Source: RefSeq, a predicted model, not a curated record
AUGGCGUUCCUACGCCAAACAUGGACACUCACGCUGAAGAAUUGGAAAAUCAUCUUCCGCCACGCCAUCUCCACCGUCUUCAUCGCCUUUAUUCUCCCAAUAGCUCUGACGACCUUCUUCAGCUUUGCAAAGAACCUCUUUGUUCCCCCGGCUGUCUAUGGCGUUUCUGAUCCAAGGCACAUUCGUACUCUCCCCAACGCUCUCGAUGCUGCCGCCAGCGCUGGAAGGCAGACGCUCGUGUUUGUGAAUAGCGGCUUUUCUGGAGGUGACAUCGACAAGGUCAUCGAUAAACUCGCCACCUCUGUCGACAGCGCCGGCAAGACCGCUCUCCGCCGCUCGUCCGCGACCGACCUUGCGCUUGAUUGCCCUACUAACCUUCGCGGCGUAUCUAACUGCUAUGGCGCUGUUGUGUUCCACUCCUCACCUUCAGAAGGGCCCGGAGACUACUGGAAUUACACCCUUCGCAGCGACGGGGCUUUGCGAAGCAUCGUCAUUGACGUUAAUUCGGACAAAAACGAUGCCCAGAUCUACCUGCUGCCACUGCAGAGGGCCGUCGAUGAAGCAAUUGCUUCCGUUCAGGUCGGUUCGGGUUCUAGCUCUAGUGCUGUCCAGCAAGGCCCACUCCCCGACAUCGUCGACGAAUAUCCAUUUACCAGCCUGAGUCAGCAAGAGCGUGCCGUCCGUGUUAGGAUCAACUAUCAAAGUGCCAUCACGAACUGGAUGGGCGUUGCCUUCAUGACCAGCGUUCUCUUCAUCACCUAUCACCUUACUGGCUUCAUUGCAGCCGAGCGCGAGAGUGGCAUGAUCCGCCUCGUUGAUGCGAUGGUGCCUGUCAAACACAGAUGGUUCACCCAGGCUGCCCGAAUCAUUUCCUACCACGCCGCUUUCACUGUCGUCUACCUUCCGGGCUGGGUUAUAGGAUCACUGGUGCUACGUGCCGGCGUCUUUACUCGCACCAGCGUUGGUAUUGUGCUCAUAUACCACGUCCUGAAUGGAAUAGCCAUGGCGUCCCUCUCCAUUCUGACAUCUUCGCUCUUCAAGAAGGCUCAGCUUAGUGGUAUCGCGGCCGUAAUCGCCAUUAUUCUCCUCGGAAUUCUGGCACAAUCCAUCUCCUACCCCAGCACCGCUGCCGUUGGCGUUCUCGCCUUUCUAUUCACGCCAUGCAACUACGUGUACUUCAUUACUUGGGUGGCACGUUGGGAGCGAGAAGAUCUCCCGGCCGACCUAACAAACGUCGCUCCCAAGAGCCCAUGGGAGAUUUCCGGCAUUAUUCUCUGGAUAUUCCUGAUUAUCCAGAUCUUUUUGUACCCUUUGCUUGGCGCUGUCAUCGAGUCCGCCUUGCACGGCACCACUACCAGAGGCAGGACAAUUGUGUACAAGCAAAAUCAAACCCAGCCCGAUCCUGAUGAGCCGGCUGUGCGUUUAGACGGCUUCACCAAGGUCUAUAGCCCUUCUCGAAUCCGACAUAUGUUUUCUUUCAUUUCACGUCCCCGCGAGCCCGUCCGCGCAGUUGACGGCUUGACAUUGGGUGUUCAAAGAGGACAGAUCUUGUGCUUACUUGGUGCGAACGGUAGCGGGAAGUCCACAACAUUAGACUCUAUUGCUGGCACAAGCAAGCUCACGGGCGGUACCAUCACUAUCGAUGGUUCCGGUGGGCUAGGAAUUGCCCCGCAGAAGAAUGUCAUGUGGGAUGACCUGACGGUGGAGCAGCACAUCGAGAUAUUCAACAGGCUCAAGUCCCCUGGGAAAGGUGCAACCAAGAAGGAAAUUCACGACCUAAUAUUGUCUAUCGACCUGGAGACGAAAGCGAAAGCUGUAUCGAAGUCUCUUUCAGGCGGUCAGAAACGCAAGUUGCAAUUGGGCAUGAUGCUUACAGGAGGAAGCGCGGUUUGCUGCAUCGACGAGGUCUCCAGUGGCAUCGACCCUCUGUCGCGGCGGAAGAUUUGGGAUAUUCUACUAGCCGAGCGCGGAAGACGGACGAUAAUACUUACGACUCACUUUCUCGAUGAGGCCGAUCUUCUCGCCGACCACAUCGCUAUUCUCUCAAAAGGCACUCUACGCGCUGACGGCUCUUCGGUCGAAUUGAAAGAUCGCCUGGGUGGCGGUUACCGAGUCCACGUGAACAAGGACGCGGGUAUCGAAAAUACACCCGACGUUGAGGGAGUUCAGAAGAAGAUACAUUUCGAUCUGAUAAGCUAUGUUGCCCCAUCUUCGUCGCUUGCCGCGCAGGUGAUUCGUACCUUGGAAGCCCAUGGCUUCCACGAUUACCGUUUUUCCGGGCCGACCAUCGAGGACGUUUUUCUUCAGCUAGCAGAGGAAAUCCACGGUUCUGAGGCCAGCGACACCGUCCCCGAUUCCGGUUCGGACCUGAACGAAAAGGGAGUAGCGAGUGAGACUUCCCCCGUUGGCGCCACACCUCAAGCGGGACUUCAACUACUAAGGGGUCAGCAAAUUGGGUACAUGCGGCAGGCUGCUAUACUUUUUCGGAAACGAACGACGGUCCUCAAGACAAACUGGAUUCCUUACCUCGCAGCGCUGGUGUUGCCUGUGGCAGCCGCUGGCCUCGUUACGCUGUUCAUUAAAGGCCAAACGCAAAGUGGCUGCGCUCCAUCUGAAGAACAGUCGCUUGAUCAGACGCAAGGUAUCAGUCUGACAGAUUUUACAUGGAAACUGGUUCUCGGACCCAAUUCGCGAUUUGACCUCAACACUGCCGCCAGCGUUCUUCUGCCAGUGUUUAACGCUGCUGCCGGUAACUCUGUUAACGGCUCCACCUCUGGGACCGGAAUAGACUUCGCGAGGCAAUUACUCGCGGGGAACGCCACUUUUACGGACAGCUUCAAAGCCUUUCAGGACACCGUCGUUGCACGGCGGCUAGAGACUGUCCCUGGCGGGAUCUGGCUAGGAGACGACUCCACGGUGCCCACCAUCGCAUACAUGUCGAACUACAAUGGCUUACUGAACCCCCUUUUGAGUCAGAAUAUCCUGGAUAUGCUUCUGAGCAAUGUUACGGUCAUGAUGUCAUGGGCACCCUUUGCUACACCUUGGCAACCUAAUGACGGUAACUCGCUACAGUUCCUCGUAUACACCGGAAUCGCACUUGCAUGCUACCCCGGAUUCUUCGCCCUGUACCCGAGUCUAGAGCGUCGACGCCAGAUUCGUGCCUUACAGUACAGCAAUGGAGUUCAAGUUUUGCCUCUAUGGGCGGCGUACCUGGCUUUUGACAUUAUUAUCGUUCUAGUGUCAACAGCUUUGGUAACCAUGAUCUGGGCUAUUUCGUCCGGCAUUUGGUACCACAUCGGAUACAUCUUUCUUAUCUUCAUGCUCUACGGCCUGACUGCAAUUUUGCUGGCCUACGUCAUAUCCCUAUGGUGCAAGACGCAACUGUCAACUUAUGCUUGGGUAGCUGCUGGGCAGGCGGUUUUAUUUUUGAUCUACUUGAUAGCCUACAUGUGCACUAUCACGUAUUCCCCGGUCCCGAAAGUCGACCGCAACAUUCUCGUCGCUCACUUCGUCAUCUCAGCUUUUGCGCCUAUUGGUUCUGUUGUUCGGGCUAUGUUCCUCGUUCUGAACUUGUUCUCAACGGCCUGCGACGGACGACAGCUUGCGGCGAAUCCGGGCGGCAUUCUUCAGUACGGUGGGCCAAUCUUGUACUUGGUUCUGCAGUCCAUCCUUCUUUUUGCACUUCUGCUAUGGGCCGAUAGUGGCUCCGUUGGUUCCUCAGUCCGGCGACUUUGGCAGCGGAAGUAUGACGGACCGAUGGAGGAUGGUAGCGUCGCUGAGGAGGAAGUCACAACCGAAUUGAAAAGAGUGACUACGACAUCGGGCAACGACGACGGCCUCCGAGUGAUACACCUGACCAAGACUUUUGGCAAGAACACAGCGGUCGAUAACGUAACAUUUGGGCUCAAGCGCUCUCAGGUUUUUGCCCUUCUGGGGCCCAACGGCGCUGGGAAGUCGACUACUAUAUCACUCAUUCGCGGAGACCUCAAGCCAAGUCGGAACGGUGGUGAGAUCCUCGUCGAAGAUCGAUCUGUUAUUCGCAAUCUAGCGGCUGCUCGAGCUCACCUCGGUGUGUGCCCUCAGCAUGAUGCGUUGGAUCUGAUGACUGUUCGGGAGCAUCUCGAGUUUUACGCCCGCAUCCGGGGCGUCCCUAAUAUUCACCACAACGUCAAUACCGUCAUGCGCGCUGUUGGUCUUCAGGCAUUCUCAUAUCGUAUGGCGGCGAACCUGAGUGGCGGUAAUGCUCGUAAACUGAGUCUUGGUAUCGCGUUGAUGGGAUCUCCAAGUGUUAUCUUACUCGACGAGCCGUCCUCCGGGUUAGAUGCCGCCGCCAAGCGAAUUAUGUGGAAGACACUGGCAGCCAUUGUCCCGGGCAGAUCCCUCCUCCUCACUACACAUAGUAUGGAGGAAGCCGAUGCUCUCGCAGACCGUGCAGGAAUUCUAGCGAAGCGUAUGCUUGCUUUAGGCACGACGGAUGAUCUCCGUCAUCGCUUCGGUGAUGCACUUCACGUCCAUUUAAUAAGCAAAACGGCACCACAUACGACAACUGAGGAAACCACACAGCUUCGUGACUGGGUGACGUCGACAUUUCCAGGAGCUGAUGUGGAGGAGAAGACGUACCAUGGUCAAAUGCGCUUUUCCGUACCCGGUAGAGAGGUUCUCAGAGAAUUCAGCGGCGACAAAGCCAGAGAUAUCACGCCGGCAGAAGAUCGCUCGUCGAGUGCAGUUGGCCAGCUGGCUGUCAUGCUAGAGGAGCAGAAAGGGACGCUGGGUAUCAACCAUUUUAGUGUUUCGCCGACCACUUUGGACCAGGUGUUUUUGAACAUCGUCGGCAAGAAUAAUAUUCAAGAGGAGGGUUACAAGGAGCCCGAGAAGAAGGCGUGGUGGCGGCUCGUACAAUGA